Molecule: messenger RNA, 726 nt
Organism: Chiloscyllium plagiosum (whitespotted bambooshark)
Lineage: Eukaryota; Metazoa; Chordata; Chondrichthyes; Orectolobiformes; Hemiscylliidae
Gene: g0s2
Product: G0/G1 switch 2
Source: RefSeq, a predicted model, not a curated record
GUGCUGAACGUGGCGUUGCUGAGCGUCAAAAGGAUAAAAAGGCACGGGGUGGUUGCUUCGUCUCCCACACCAUAUUCUGUCACAGUGCGGAUUGGAGUCCAUGAGCUCAAUCAAAGUUGACCAGCCCGUGGAAUACUGCAUCUUUCAAUCAACUGAUAUAAGGAAAAUAAUCCAGGCAGGAACCACUAUGGAAACCAUGAACGAGUUGAUACCUUUCGCUAGAGAAAUGCUGAGCCAAAAGCCCAACAGGAAAAUGGUGAAACUUUACGUGGUGGGCUCGGUGCUGGCUUUCUUUGGGGUGGUCAUUGGACUAGUAGAGACCGUCUGCUCCCCGUUGGUAUCCGGGGAGGACGAGAAGCAGCCGCUGGAUGGCGCUCUUCCCAGAAAGCUGAGCAAAGAGGAGAAGAAGCUGCAAGCAGCGCAAAGGCAGCAAGUGAGGACUGGCUCGUACAGGAAGCAUGCCUCCUGAAUCUGGGGGCAAAUGGGGACUGGGGUGCAGUGCAGCCUUCAGUGACUGAGAUUCAUUAUUUGCUGCAAACUCAAACCGAGGCAGUUUCGGUAAUGAGCUCGCAGAUUUAGCCAUUUGCUGUUGUGCAGCAGUGUUUCUGCGUUUAUAUCAUUCUGGUAUCUGUGAAUGGUGUGCUUUUAAAAAUAAAUACAUACUGUUGUGCAGUGUUUCAUUUGUGCACUUCUGCAUUCAAUAAACUGAUUUUUUUGUAAAUCAAA